Merops nubicus (carmine bee-eater) is the source of this 934-nucleotide messenger RNA. It is a transcript of the gene CDC123, whose product is annotated as cell division cycle 123. Gene Ontology annotation, cellular component: cytoplasm. The annotation marks the transcript as partial. The record is from RefSeq and is a predicted model, not a curated record. Lineage: Eukaryota; Metazoa; Chordata; Aves; Coraciiformes; Meropidae. The transcript is spliced from 12 exons.
UGUUAUACUUCCCCUGCCAGAGAAUGUGAAGGAAUAUUUGCUAGAUGAUGGGACCCUUGUGGUUUCUGGAAGAGAAGAUCCACCAAGUCAUGCUCAGGAGGGGAGUGAUGAUGGAGAGGAAAUACAGUGGUCAGAUGAUGAGAAUACUACAACACUUAAGGCACCAGAAUUUCCUGAGUUCACAGCUAAAGUUCAAGAAGCAAUAAGUUCCUUGGGAGGCAGUGUUUUUCCUAAACUUAACUGGAGUGCUCCAAGGGAUGCCUACUGGAUAGCAAUGAACAGCUCUCUGAAAUGUAAAGCUCUCAGUGACAUCUUCCUCCUCUUCAAGAGUUCAGACUUCAUUACCCGGGACCUCACCCAGCCAUUUAUUCACUGUACUGAUGAUUCCCCUGAUCCUUCCUUGGACUAUGAGCUUGUUCUUCGCAAAUGGUGUGAGCUCAUCCCUGGUGCAGAAUUCAGAUGCUUUGUCAAGGAAAACAAGCUAAUAGGUAUAUCACAGAGGGACUACACUCAAUACUACGAUCACAUCUCUAAGCAACACGAGGAGAUCUGCAGAUCAAUACAGGAGUUUUUCAAGAAACACAUCCAGUACAAGUUCUUGGAUGAAGACUUUGUUUUUGAUGUGUACAGAGACAGCAGGGGUAGGAUUUGGUUAAUAGACUUUAAUCCAUUUGGUGAAGUAACAGACUCCCUGCUCUUUACGUGGGAAGAACUGACCUCUGGCAAAGACUUGAAAGGAGACCAGGGUGAAGGAGAAGCCACAGAACAGGACUACCCCGUUUUCCGUUGUACAAACAGUAAAGUUACUGUCCAGCCCAGUCCAUACCUGAGUUACCGCCUGCCGAAAGAUUUUGUGGACCUCUCUACAGGAGAAGAUGUUCACAAAUUAAUUGACUUUCUUAAACUGAAAAGAAACCAGCAAGAUGAUGACUGA